AUGAACCCCAGUGCUUCGAGUUCAACAUAUUCGAUGAAUGCGUUAAGAUCGGAGCUAAACUGCAGUGAAAAUCACUGUCGGGUUUGUGGAGCGGUCUCCGAUGGGGUUCAUUUUGGAAUUGUCGCUUGUAGAGCUUGUAAGUUGAAGUGGUAAAAUGUUGGAAAAGAUUUUUAUACCAUAGGCAAGUGUAUUUUUAGGCAGUGCGUUUUUCCGUCGCUCGGUUGUUGAAGAGCGGGUUUACAAAUGUCUGUAUGGCAGGAAGUGUGGAAUGGCUUUGAGUGAGUGUCAAAUAUGGGCAGCUAUGAUACUGGUCGUUCUGGAAAGUCGCCCGAUUGAUUUCUGGCAUUUUGACAGUGCGAGAAAAGUUAGGAUGCGGGCAUCAGCCGAAAGAAGCCUCUUGCACAUUGCAAAGAAAAUUUUUUGUAACUGAUUUCAUACCGGUGACCUUCCGGACGACCUAGUAGUUGUGUUUAUGCUCAAUUCCUCUUUUCAGACAUUCGAAAUUCUUGUCGAAGCUGUCGAUUUGCGAGAUGCCAAGCCGCCGGAAUGAAAACGGAAAGUAAGCCUGAUUUACUUUGUAAUUUUGUGAAUUUAGAUCAAGUGUUCGACUGCCAAAUGAACUUUUGAAAACGUUAGAUUCAAAUCAGACCAAUAUUUUUAGUAAAAUAUUAAUUAACCUCUAAUAACGUCACCAUUAACCUAAAUCGUCGAACGGAAACUUUUUUUGUUUCAGAAGUCCAACAUCCCCGUGACCGCAACCGACGAAAUCCACAAGCAAACCAGAAGCCAAAUAAAGUACUGCCUUCGACUCCUCUCCCUACGACUUCGAAGAUCCUGGACCGACUUCGAGAAGGAUACAAGCAGUACCACAUUGCGCAUCGCGCAAUAUUCUCCACCAUGCAUCCGAAGCACAUCUUUGCCGAUCGAAAUUCUUUAGCGACAAUAAGCAUCGACGAACGCUUUAAAUUAGACAUGGCGGUAUUGCCGAGUAUCUACAUCAUGUUCAAGGAGUACUUCUGUCCGUAUGCAUUGAUGGACAAGGAAAAUAAGGUGAGAAACUUUGACGGUUCUCUGACUAAUUGUAAGAGUUUGAUCUAAAAGAAGUUUUUUAUUCCAGUUUGAAGUCAUCAUAACAUUUCUCCAACGAUUUCUUCAACUAGAACGCUCCUACUUGACGGCGUUGUACUUCCCCGACAAGGACAAUGUGGUCGCCUUCUCGCAGCUGGAUUACGCCGAUUUCGAUCAUAUGAAUAAGUACUUUAAAAAUGACGUGAACCCAAAAGAAAGCGAAAGGUUGGUUGAUGAGGUCUGAAUGUCCAGUUUUUCUUGCAACCUUGAGCAGUAAUGUACAAUGGGGGACCUGAUCCAGUGGCGAGAUAACAUACCAUUUUGCAUCCGGGAAGCAUCAAAAAAUGUGGCAAAAUACCUCCCUCUCCAAGUUAAAAAACUCAGAUUUCAAAAGCGCGCCCGGUAUUUUUGCGAGGAAAAAGAUCGCGCCCUUCAAAACGAAGUUUUUUCACUUGGAGAAGGAUGCAUUUUGCCACAUUUUUCAUACUUCCCGGAUGCAAAAUGGGACGUUUUUUGCCACUGAGUCAGGUCCCCCACUGUAUAACCAACACGGUUUUAGAACAUUCCGACCCUACCUCUCUCGACUGAAACGCUUAACUCGGAAGGCGAAAAUGCUUCAGUUGGACGAAAUGGAGUUCCUUGGGUUGGUUGGGAUUUUAACAGCCAGUGAGAGUAAGAAAGUCCUUACUAUACAACACAAUUACGUGCAAGAUUCUUAAACCCCAUGAAAGAUUCGUUAUAAUUACCGAUUUUUUUCAGUAUACUGGCGAACGGACGCUCCCGAAGCCUUUGCAGAACAGACUCAAAUGUUCAAAGAAUUGCAUCAACAUUGCCAGAAGAAAUCCCACACCUCUGCGGACACUCGCUUUGGCCAAUUGUUGAUGAUGAUUCGAGACGGCGAAGAGAUGUCCUGGACCUUUAAUGAGUGCAUUUUUCUCGGCGUUCUGGUGGAUGACAUUUACAAGGCGACGGUGGAUCGAAUACGGGACAUGAUAGAUAUGAUUCAGUCAUAA
Molecule: messenger RNA, 2081 nt
Organism: Bursaphelenchus xylophilus (pine wood nematode)
Lineage: Eukaryota; Metazoa; Nematoda; Chromadorea; Rhabditida; Aphelenchoididae
Source: the annotation of a GenBank genome assembly